CUCUCGUUGAGUAUAAAAUGUUGCGGGGCCCGUGGUUGAGCACCAGUCCGAACGGAACAACUCGCAUCAUGAAGCUGUUGCUGCUGUGCCUGUGUGUUGCGGUGGCCGUGGCGGCGCCCCAGAACACCGCCGAACUGCUGCGCAUGGACAGCACGCAGAACGAGGACGGCUCAUUCCAGUACGCCUUCGAAACCACCGACCCCAUCUCCGUGGAGACCUCCGGAGCGCCCAAAAAUAUCGGCGAGGAGGUCGGCAUCGCCAUGCAGGGCAGCUACAGCUUUGAGACACCCGAAGGACAGACCAUCACCAUCAACUGGGUCGCCGAUGAGAACGGUUUCCAGCCCUCUGGAGACGCUAUUCCAGUGGCGCCCCAGUGAUAUGUGGGCUCACAUCGCCCCUGACGCCAUAUGAUCAUUUGAAAUCACCAACUUUAGCACGCUGAAAAGAGGGGCAUGCUGUUUUCACGGUUGUAAUAUACGAAGCAGUGAAAAGUGUUCGUGAUUACGUAGCACUCAGCAUUGUUGGCUGCUCAUCGGGGUUCCAUGCGAUCUGGUACUGACGAUUGCUGGUAUCAAAUUCGUUCCUAUCAAUCUUCCAUGAGCCAAUUACCGCCUAUUAGGUGCAUCCACGCAAGAAGGCCACCCUGCAAUUUGCACACCUAAACUAGCUCUAGGCAAGAGCGUUGGGCCACACCUUUGUGAAAUUGCUAGCGAGCAUGCGUGCAUUACAUGACAUAUAUGACGAGCGCAUUCA
Molecule: messenger RNA, 753 nt
Organism: Pollicipes pollicipes
Lineage: Eukaryota; Metazoa; Arthropoda; Thecostraca; Pollicipedomorpha; Pollicipedidae
Product: cuticle protein CP14.6
Exons: 2
Coding region: 18-377 (119 amino acids)
Cellular component (GO): chitin-based extracellular matrix
Molecular function (GO): structural constituent of chitin-based larval cuticle
Source: RefSeq, a predicted model, not a curated record